This is a messenger RNA of Peromyscus eremicus (cactus mouse), 1032 nucleotides long. It is a transcript of the gene Socs2, whose product is annotated as suppressor of cytokine signaling 2. Gene Ontology annotation, cellular component: phosphatidylinositol 3-kinase complex. Gene Ontology annotation, biological process: intracellular signal transduction; phosphatidylinositol phosphate biosynthetic process. NCBI's taxonomy places the organism in Eukaryota, Metazoa, Chordata, Mammalia, Rodentia, Cricetidae. Gene Ontology annotation, molecular function: 1-phosphatidylinositol-3-kinase regulator activity. The record is from RefSeq and is a predicted model, not a curated record. Bases 409 to 1005 code for a protein of 198 amino acids. The transcript has 3 exons.
UUUAACUCUUGCCAAGUCUCGCCGCCGCCGCGGCUCGCGGGCCCUGGGCUUCCCUUGAAGCAUGAGCUUUCCCUCCCGCAGCCGCCAACGCUGCGCGCGGGUCGCGGACCGUGCGAGCCGGGGCUCCGGGCGAGCGGACUCCAGAUCCCUUGCGCCCCGAGCCCGGAAGCUUGCGGCAGGCGUUCCGUGGGUGACCGCGUCUGCGAGGGACUUGGCCACGCCACCACCCUGCCGGAAUUUGGAGAGGGAGAACCAGCUGCUUGCAGUCCCCUCCCCCUCCGCCACCAUUUCGGACACCCCGCAGAGACUCGUUUCGGGAUACCCCGCGACUUCCCAGAAAGGACGCGAGGUCCUCUGGCCCCCCCAGCUCGGGCGACCACCUGUCCCUGACGCGUGGACGCAUCUCCCAUGACCCUGCGGUGCCUGGAGCCCUCCGGGAAUGGCGCGGACAGGACGCGGAGCCAGUGGGGGACCGCGGGGUCGGCGGAGGAGCCGUCCCCAGAGGCGGCGCGGCUGGCCAAGGCCCUGCGCGAGCUCAGUCAAACAGGCUGGUACUGGGGAAGCAUGACUGUUAAUGAAGCCAAAGAGAAACUCAAGGAGGCGCCGGAAGGGACGUUCUUGAUUAGAGACAGUUCGCACUCAGACUACCUACUAACCAUAUCCGUGAAGACGUCCGCCGGACCCACCAACCUUCGGAUUGAGUACCAGGAUGGGAAAUUCCGGUUGGAUUCUAUCAUAUGUGUCAAGUCCAAGCUUAAGCAGUUUGACAGUGUGGUUCAUCUGAUUGACUACUAUGUCCAGAUGUGCAAGGAUAAACGGACCGGCCCGGAGGCCCCUCGGAACGGGACUGUUCACUUGUACCUGACCAAACCUCUGUACACAUCAGCCCCGUCUCUGCAGCAUUUCUGCCGACUCACCAUUAACAAAUGUACCGGUGCCAUCUGGGGACUGCCUUUACCAACAAGACUAAAAGAUUACUUGGAAGAAUAUAAAUUCCAGGUAUAAGUAUUUCUCUCUCUCUUUUUUUUUUUU